ACAGUGCUCAAACUGAAAAAUUAGCUUGCUCUUAUCCUGAUAUCAACAGGAACUGCACUGAGAUGUAAUUGUGGUAGGGACCGGAUAAUGGCAAUAAUAGUUAGCAUGUUAAUUGCUUGAACGCUCUGAAGCACUUUGUGACUGCCUGAUUUAAAAAGCCUGCAUGGUUUGUUUACGUAUGAGCUAAUUCCUUUCAAAUCCCAUCUUAACUGAGGGUGCACUAUCAAUAUCCGAGACAGGUUUUGAAAUUAGACGUUCCUGAGUUUAUUUUCCCCUAUCGUAAGACACUGUUCAUCCCCUGCAGAUGUUUAGUCCUAGUGAGCCAUGCUCACAGUGAUCUUAUAGUAGAUGCCAAAGACAUUCCUGGCAUAAGUGAAAAUCCUGUUUGGUUCAGUUGAUAAACUUACCUCCUCUGAUACAAGCAGUCCUGCUUCCCUUUGUUAGUAGAAUUGUUUCAACAAAUACUAGAUUAGUUUUUCAUGGGUUUCCUCCACAUAUUCAUGGGAAUCCUCCAUCUGCAAAGAGUUUAGUGCUGCUGCAUUCCUCCUCCCAUCCCCUUGCAUUACAGGCUGGUAACAGCGUCACAUUCAGCCAUGAUCUAGUGUGAGGCAUUUACUUGCAUGAGAUUGCUGAGGUGCAGGACAGGCAGUGCCCAGAGAGCGGCUGUUGUAUGGCUUCUCAUGAACAGAGGGAACAAGAAAAUAAAUGUUCCAUUAGUUACACAGACAACGUGAUACAGUUGAAAACGCAGCGCUCUAUCUAAUACUGUGCAAGAAUUUUCUUUGAGGUUAAUCCCAAAGUUUAUUAAAGGUCACUAUUCAGAAUGAUUGUAUCAGAACUAGACAUAUAAUCUUAUACUUAAUAAGGUUAGAGCUUUUAUAAUAUUAUUAUUCAAAUAAAAUCUUCUAUUGUUACCAGUGAUUAAAACAUAAACCAAAGUAGUGUAAAAGAAGAUACAGGUUUAUAUCUGGAAUUCCAGAUCCAAAAUGGACUUCAUAAAGUUAGUGAAAUUCGGAAAAGCAAAUAUUUUUUUGGAAAAAGAAACCACUGGCAGCUUGCACUGAACCAUCUGUGAUCAGAAGAUUUUGUGUAGUCUUUUAAUGAGCGUGCCAUGCUGUACUGUCAGAUCAAGAUGAUAGCAUAUAAUAGGAGAGAAAGAAACCAAAGCUUUUGCAAAUAUUUACACAACUGGAUGUAUACUGAGGUGUAAAAGUGCCCAGUACUGGCCUGUCUUUUAAAGGACAUUGUUUUCUAUUGAUGUUUAAUCUAAAUAAUUUUACAUUAAUUGAGGUGAACUUGCAUAAUUAUCUUAAUACAAUGAUACAGCUCUUACCCUCAGGCUGCAGCAGGGACAGGUUAUGUGCAUAAUUAAAAAUACAUCUUCAGUAUUCACAUAUGUAGUCCCAGCUAUAUAUGGAGGCACAUGAACUCCACAUGGCUGUGAACAAAAGUAAGAUCAGGACCACUGACUGCAAUCUACCCACAGGACCAGAAUAUGGACCUUGUUAUAUACCGUUAAUUUUUAUUCAUUAAUGAAUUGUAGAACAACAUAAUUUGCUUUGAAAACAAUUCUCCACUGUCAUGGUGGAAUAUUUCAGCUUUUGUUAUUGUGUGUGUGUUGGCUAGUCAUAUUCACUAGUCCUUAAUUUCUUUUUCAGUCUUUAAUGAUUUAUUUACUUUCUUUCAAGAUAGCCAACAUAAUAAGACCUGGUGAUCACCAAGCUGAGUACCAUCUGUCUUUUUCUGUUCUGGCAAAAGUCAUGCUUCGGACAUCCUUACUUCCCCUCCAUGUUCAAAUAUACAUGAAAUAGUGAGCCUGAAGGCAUUAAGGACUAUUUACACCAAAGAAAUGUUUAUUCUGAAAAGGAGACUUGAUACUUGCUAACUUUCUCCUGGGAGCAUGCAGGAUUUGUCUGAAUCAUACACCACUGGUUUGUGGUGAAUUGUGGUGUUUUCAAACUGUGCUGCUGACACAAUUUUGAAGUAGAAUACGCUGAAGGAAAGAUGACGAUGCAUUUAAGUAAUCGGACUGUGUAUCCUGCAUAUACUUUUUGAAUUUUUCAUAGAUGUAUUUUGUAAAUACCCUGUUUAAUUCCCCUGAGAGCUUGUUUGGGGAACGGAGAAGGAGAGACCUACUGAAUGUUUAAAAGCAAAUUUCCAGUUGCUGCCACCAAAUCUUAAAUUAAUGGAGCAGCUUGUUUCCCGGCAGCCAGGAAUGCCACGAAGCGGCCUCAGCCUCCAUCCCACUUCCUAGAAACGAGCUGAGAUGGUGAGAGCACAGCCGCGCUGGCAGACCAGGAAGCACCAUCUGUUGCAAUGACUCCUCUAGAUACCCGUAACUCAAGUACACACGAGGACUGCCCACAGGCUUGGUGCCACCUCUAUAAAACAACAGGCUCUGGCCAAGCCGCUGACACAUCUUCUUUCAGCUGGUGCAUCGGGUGGGAGAGAUGCAGGUGUGCCGGCAGCAUGAGAGGAGAAACAUCAUUUGACUCACUGAAGAAUUAAAAUCGACAGCACCACAGAGCCGUGUGGGAGAAAAGGGGAUUUUAGACUCAAGCGGCACAAUCAAGUCUUGAGAAGUAAAGAGAUUUGAAUGGUUUCUCACCAAAUGGAAGUUAUCUAGAAAGCCUCUGAGACCACUGCAUCUCUCCAUCUCACUCCUGCUGCACGGAGACGGUGCUCUUGGCCCUGGGCAUUAACAAAAUGCUGGAUUCAAUCAAGUGUGUGCUGGUGGGAGACUCUGCAGUGGGGAAAACAUCUCUCUUGGUACGUUUCACUUCUGAGACUUUUCCAGAUGACUACAGACCCACCGUGUAUGAGAACACUGGCGUGGAUGUCUUCAUGGAUGGUACACAGAUUAGCCUAGGUCUUUGGGACACAUCCGGCAGUGAUGCCUUCAAAGGCAUUCGCCCCCUCUCAUACCAACAGGCAGAUGUGGUAUUAAUGUGCUACUCGGUGGCAAACCACAAUUCCUUUCUGAACCUGAGGAACAAAUGGAUCGGUGAGAUCCGUAGCCAUUUGCCCCGCAUUCCUGUUUUGGUGGUGGGUACUCAGACUGACCAGCGUGACACAGGGCCCUACAGUUCCUCCUGCAUCAGCCCGAUAGAUGGGAAGCGGCUUGCCCAGGACGUGCGAGCCAAAGGCUAUUUGGAGUGCUCUGCCCUCAGCAACCGGGGCGUGCAGCAGGUGUUUGAGUACGCUGUGCGGACAGCAGUCAAUCAAGCCAAGAGGCAGAACAGGCGGAAGCUCUUCUCCAUUAACGAGUGCAAGAUCUUUUGAGGACUAUCAGCAGUGGCUUUGCCCAUGCUCGUUCCUUCUGUCUUCGCACAAAGAUGCUGUGGCAGAGAGAAUGGGAGGUGACUCAAAGGAGGACUGCUGGCAGGAGCGCAGUCCAGGUACCCCUAGCGAGACAGGUGUGCUCUCUACCUGAUCUGCUCCCCACGCACACACGUGGGCACUGUCUUGAAAAAUGAAAGGUGCAAGUACAUGCCCUGGUUCACAAGCCUGUGUUUGGACUUUGCUAACCUGGACUGGAGCAGGCCCAGCCUGGAGACAUGCAGACGACGACUGUGCUGAUUUUGUUGGUUUUCCUGUUGAUGUUCUGUUUGUUGGUUUGUCUGCAUUUAUUUAAUGACAAACUUCUGCCUGGAUCAACCCCCAGCUCUUGACACAUCUGUCUAUGUGGAGGUUGUUUUUUUUUUUACUUUAAGAACUUAGUGUAUAAAAUCUGACCACUGUGUAUUCUAUUUAAAAGACUCUUGUAUACAUUGUUGCAAAAUCCUGACAGUUUGUUUUCAUAUUUUGGAGGUUCUUCCUUUAGCUAACCACAGAAGCAGAUUGUCCUAUCCAUAUAAUAAAUGGCCUGCAGGCAAGCCUAGAACUUCUUACAGACGCUCAAGUCUCUGUGUAACAGUAAUCAAAUCCAGUAUGUCCAGUAUAGGAUACUUAGUGACAUUUGACAGCUGUAAUGUGGCUUAGUGAGAUUUAGUUGUGUUAUCUUCAUCUUGUUCCUCAGCAAUGUGGUCAAAGAUGGGACGAAGAGGAGGAACCUAACCUGAUUCUUCCUAGAGCUCACCUGACUGUGACUCCAGAAGGGCUGUCUUGCAGUCAGGACUGGGUUAGACAUAUGGUUGGGGUGGCAGAGAUGAAUCUGUGCUGUCAUCACCUCUGUUGCCCCUGCUGUAAUUCUGGAGGCAAAAGAUUUCAGUCUCUAAGGAUGAAAGGUAUUUUUUCAUGAGCACUAAAAUUCUUAUGUAUUUAUGGUACACUUCUUUUUGAAACAGUGAUGUUAAUGAAACCAGUCACCUACUAUAGAAAAAAAUUAAUUACAUGGCAAUGCUGAAUGCGUGUAUUUAGAAUGGGUAAAUAAUUUUUUCCCCUCCCUGAGUUCGCAUACUAAGUAUAACUGCCUGGGUUGUAUCAAAAUAAGACAGAAACAAGCUUUUCAUCCUGAGGAGCCUGGCAAGUCAAAUCCUGAUAUACCUACUCGGGUCAACUUACCCUUCUGCACAGAAAGCCAGGCUAAGAAGGUGGAAUCUCCAGAUGUGUAAGAGAACUCUGCUAGAAGAUGGAAUGGGGUCAACAUGCAAUGCUGUACGUUCCUUGUGAGUUGUGGUGUUCCUCUCCCCUCAGGUUAUCUGUCCCCUCUGCUCUGCACCAUCUCUCAGAUCUUGCAGGUCUGUCCCAUCCCAAGGUUUCUGCUGCCAUAGAAGUCCCUUGGAGGAUUUCUUAGUACAGCAAGAUUUUUCUUCUCCCUUUCCCUGUCAUUCAGUUACGUAAGAACUGAUCUUUGAGGGGCUAAUAGCAUGGUGCCAUGAAAGAUGGCAUAUAGCACAGUAGGAUGAUUCAGUCUCCACGGAUCCUGAGAGAAUCACUUGUGUCUGUUUUGACUGAGCCCCAGCUCAUGUGUCUCAACAGGAAUGGAUGCAGUGGCUUAUCUGAUUCAAAUGCAGGGUGGGACUUCAGGAGUUACCCUACUAAGCAAAUAAGCUAUAGCUCAGAUCUUACCUACCUACAAUUUGCCUCCGAAAAGGGUGCUCUUCUCCAUACCCUGUGCUGCCUCUAAGCUUCUCUAUAAAGAGAAAUUCCAAAUUAAGUCAUUCCCCUCCUAUGAAUCCCAGAGAUGAUGCUCAUCUGUGAUGUAGGUGAGCAAGUAUUUGCAUUGCAGGCACCUUGAAUAGCAGUGGUGCACAGGAGACUUGAUGUUGUGAUCAUCCUGCCAGCUCCCAAGCUGGUGAAUAUUUACCACUCAUCAACUUGAUUGUAAGGGAGGCUUAUGGUCAUAAAAGCAUACCAGUCUUGUGUGAGGUUUUCAUAUCAGUUUUACAUCUUUACAAGUUUCUGCACCCGAGCACACAAGACAAGAGCUCCAUCACUGCCCAUCUUUCCUGUACUCUUCUCUUUCCUACUUCUUUUUCUCUUCAGGUGUUGAUUGCAAAGCCUUUGCGCCCCCCAAACACUAAAACUGACAUGUUUGUAGAAGAACCUGAACUGCAUCAUACUUAGGCAGAGUUACACAAGUGGCUAGGUGUUUGCAGUCCUCAGUUAAAAACCUUUUGCUUUUGGAAGAAAUAUGUUUCUGCAUCUCAGCUGUUGCAAUGCCUCUCCACUGAAAGUUUUGGGUAUUGUAACCCUAAUUUAAAAGUAGCAGUUGUUACUGUUUGAACAUUAAAGAUCACAUGCAAAAUG
Molecule: messenger RNA, 5691 nt
Organism: Falco peregrinus (peregrine falcon)
Lineage: Eukaryota; Metazoa; Chordata; Aves; Falconiformes; Falconidae
Gene: RHOH
Product: ras homolog family member H
Exons: 2
Coding region: 2707-3282 (191 amino acids)
Biological process (GO): small GTPase-mediated signal transduction
Molecular function (GO): GTPase activity; GTP binding
Source: RefSeq, a predicted model, not a curated record